This is a messenger RNA of Aspergillus mulundensis, 2235 nucleotides long. Its product is annotated as putative cytoplasm to vacuole targeting Vps64. NCBI's taxonomy places the organism in Eukaryota, Fungi, Ascomycota, Eurotiomycetes, Eurotiales, Aspergillaceae. Bases 1 to 2235 code for a protein of 744 amino acids. Gene Ontology annotation, cellular component: cytoplasm. Gene Ontology annotation, molecular function: protein binding. The record is from RefSeq and is a predicted model, not a curated record. The transcript has 2 exons.
AUGACUGCUGUGGCUUCACCACCUAGUGUACAGACGGGGCCUCGCUUGGGAUGGUAUGAUUCUGGUGACGGUGGACAAGGCUCUCUGUCUUCGAUGAACCCCGACGAGGUCUCCCGGAUGUUCAUGCCUCGAAAGACCUUGCACAGGUCCAAUUCUUCUUCUUCGAUAGGCUCCAACUCUUCUACGUCGACGAUCGCGGCAAGUCCGUCGAGUACCGAUGCAGGACAACCUGCUAACGGAGACCCUUCAACUACGUCGUCUAAAAAGAAAUCUUCGCGGAGUGUUUGGCCCAGUUCAAAGGCCGAACCGGUCUCCGGAAUAAGCACCGCGCGCUCGCAAGCGAAGCCAGCUUUCUUCUCCGGCGCGGGCGCCUCGUCUGCUAUGUCUGGCGUUCAGCAACCCCAAUCCAUCCUUCCAUCACAGCACCUCCUCCAGUCGUCUCAGCAGAAUGGCGUUCGCGCAGGGAGCACGCCUGCUGGAGAUCCUCCCGCAAUCUUGACCCUUCUUCCGCUCAAUGGCACUUUCGAAAAGAAGCAAAUCACCCUGCCGUACUUUCCUGAAACCCUGCGAAUCGGUCGGCAAACGAACGCCAAAACCGUACCUACAUCCAAGAAUGGUUUCUUCGAUUCGAAGGUGCUGUCCCGGCAGCAUGCCGAGGUUUGGGCGGACAGGGCAACUGGAAAGGUGUUGAUUCGAGAUGUCAAGUCGUCGAACGGGACUUUCCUCAACGGCCAACGGUUAUCUCCGGAAAAUCGUGACUCGGAAGCGCAUGAGAUUCGAGAAAAUGAUACCCUGGAACUAGGAAUUGACAUCGUCAGUGAGGAUCAGAAGACCGUAGUUCACCAUAAGGUUGCCGCCAAGGUCGAGCAUGCCGGUGUCUACGGUACCAUGCCAAACAUAUUCGAUCUUACCCUUGGCGAUCUGGAUCCAGCUUCCGGGAAUGGACUUCUCCCUUCUCCUCUCAGUCAGCCAUUGAAUCACCUCCGAGGGCGGGCCGGCAGCGCGUCGAGUACGCGCAGCGCACAGAGUAACGCUAGCACUCAAUUUAGCGCAAUGCAGCAACAGCGCCAGAUGAACUACUGGAGCUCUCCUUUAUCCAUCGAACAGAUUGUUAAACGAUUGACUUCCGAAAUGAAACAAGCGAAACAGCAGCAACAAGAUCUUCGGCAGACUGACGAGUUCUUAUCCGGGCUCAUGAAGCCGGGUGUUGCAGACAAGGAGAAACCAAAACACUCGCCAGGUGACAGCAUUUCCUCACGUCAGGUCAACGGACGGCCGAAGAUGCCCCGUAUGGACUCGUUCUCGCGCUUCUCAGAACCCCCGGCGCCUCCACCUCAACAGCCUCUACCCGAAAAACCCGAUGCUCAGCUGCGGAGCGGCGUGGACGCGAUCUCUCCUCUAAAACGUGUCGAGACAGAAAAGCCAAAGUCGAGCGCUGGUAGCUCACCGGUGUCUCGAGAGUCUAGCCAGAUUCUCUCCCUUAUCGAAGCUUUGUCAUCUGCCAAAAGAGAGCUCGACACUCAAGGGGCUCGUGUCAAAGAGCUUGAGAAUCUACUCACGCAAGAACGCCAUGCUCGCGAGUCGGCCGAGGAGAAGGCCAAAUCAUUAGAACUUGUGUCAGCCAAGGGAUCGAACGGCCUAGCAGAUUCUGAUCAACAGGUUGAUGGAUUACCACAAAGCACAGCCGAAGAAGAGAGUGCCGAGAAAUCAGAUUCCGGAUCGGCACACGAAACUGCUGUACCGGAACCAGACCAUGCGCCGGCCGAAGACCAGACCGAAAAAUUACAGCGCAGGCUGGAAUCUAUGAUGGAGGAUAUGGAAGAGAUGAGAAAGCAGCUCUCGUCCUACAAAGAACGAGCGGAGAAAGCAGAGGCAGAGACUGGCGAAACCCGCAAAUCGCUGGCUGAGAUGAUUGAGACCCUGAGGAGGGAGCGUGCUGGCGCUCGCAAGCAGCGGUCACGGUCCCCCACACAGACCGCGAAGGCCACCGAUGAUUCGUCUUCACUGGAUGGCGAGUCUACCACUUCCCACAAAUCCGAGUCCGAUUCUCGACACAUUGCACCCCCGCCGUUCGCUGAAGGUACAGACACUGGGACGGCAUUCGCAACACAGCCCUCUAAACGUCUAGACGCCGCCUUCGAGGUCGGCAGUCCACUUGCAUCGAUGCUGGGGGUUGUGCUUCUUGGAGUUGGGUUGAUGGCGUAUCUGAACGGGUUGCAGAAGAUGGACAAGUAA